UCAAUCGCUAUUAGCAGCUUGGCUCCCAAGGCUCACCUGUCGGUACCUUUCUUCCCAAGCUUUUUCCAUCACCGACUCAAAUUCCUAUAAAUCCAAACAACCAAAGUAUCGUGUUCUUCAUUAACAAGACUCUUUCUUUGUUCUUUUUUUUUUUUUAAUCUUUACAAGCCCACAAUCGGAAGCAGGCAAGAUGAGAAGAGAGGGGCGGCCACAUGGAAUGGUUAGGGCCUAUGCAGUCUUGCCACCUCCAUGGAACCCUAAACCUGGAGGAGACAGAAAGUUCAACAAGUUUGAUACACCCACAACAGCCGGAUUGUUCACCAAGGUCUCAUCAAAGCCCACAAACCACUCCAAAUUCACAGGGAAAUGCGGUAAGCCACGGUGCUUAGAAUGUCACCUGCAACCAUGUUGCAAGGCCAAGCACAAAGCCAAAGGAUCCCAUAAGGUAAAAUCACAAGAUGUUUUGUCUAAUUCCAAUGCUCAGUUUCUUGCUUGGCGGGUUGUGAAUGGCCGGCAUGGCUCGAAUCUUUCUGGGUUUUCUGCCACGGGGAUGUUGAACCAUUUGGCCAGUACUGGUGACCAUGACUAUGCAGAUGAAGUACUUGAUGAUUCGGGACAUGAGAAUGAUCAAGAGUUUGUUGAUGAUGACGAUGAGAAUUAUAUUGGUGAUCGUGUUAAUAUCAAGAACAUUGAAGAAGAAGAUGGUAUGAGUUACUGUGAUGUGGGAUUUGAGGUGGACCUAGCUGAAGGAGAUGAAGAUUGGUGUUUGGUGGCAGAGAAGGCAUGAUGCCAUUGCCAUGUCAAUGUCGGUGCCUGUCAUACCUUUCUUGAACAUUUUUCUACAGUACUUUCUUCUAAUUAAAUAAUUGUAAUUUGUACAAGAUGAAUUAUUAAUUAAAUGCAGUAUUAAUUAAAUAAUUUUUAUA
This is a messenger RNA of Populus nigra (black poplar), 926 nucleotides long. RefSeq lists its product as uncharacterized. The record is from RefSeq and is a predicted model, not a curated record. The transcript has a single exon. Bases 191 to 787 code for a protein of 198 amino acids. Lineage: Eukaryota; Viridiplantae; Streptophyta; Magnoliopsida; Malpighiales; Salicaceae.